CCCAACUACUUCUGGGGGUCACUGUCAAAGACUUCCGGUACAUUUUAUCUUGCACACAACCGUUUUUUCAUUCUACAAUUUGGAGGCGACCCUUAAGUUUAUUAAAGAAGGUGGUAAAUGAAUAUUCAUUCAUGUGUAACUAGGAAUGUUAGACAUGUUGACGGUCUUUAAGACCCAGCCUUACAGCUUUAGCGUUCAGCGGGAUGAAGUCAGCUGUUCUGAACUCUGCUCUUCCUCAUGGCCACAUCAUCUGCGCUGAGAGGUGGAGGAACUCUGCCCUUAUUCAAGACCUGAAAGGUGGAGGAGUGAACAUUCUGUUUGAAAAUGAGCUGGGUCUGGCAGAUUUUCACCUUCCCAGUAAGACCAGCAUCCUGUAUGUGUCUGAAGGCAACAUCGUAGCAGGAACCGAGUAUAGAAGGAAGUUGGUUCGCUACAGAAAUGCCAGCAGCCUCCAGGACGUGGUUCUGGUGGAGAGGACGAGGCUGAGUGAGCAGUACUUCCCUGCUGUGCAGAGGUUUGUGGUUUUGGACCUGGGUCUGGCGCUGGUCCCAGUUAGUGGGCAAACGGAGGCCUCACAGCUUAUCAUUCAAAUGGUUCAUGGACAGACGAGAGAGAACCCCUUCAGACCAAGAAGUUCCUGUCGGCUGCUCGACCCGUUGGUCCUGGCUCUGGUCCAGCAGGUCCCUGGGGUCGGCCGGGUAAAAGCCGUAACUCUGCUACAGAACUUCUCCAGCAUACAGCAGCUCUGCAGCGCUGCUCCAGCUGAGCUGGAGCUGAUUGUGGGUCGGGCCAGCGCUCUGCAGAUCCACAGCUUCUUCCACAAGUAAACCACUACUGGUUCAGCACCAGAACCCUGGACCCAGUCCGACUCACAGGGGCGCGCUUUACUCCCAGGACUGGAUGUCAUUUUUAAAUGUUUUAUGUUUUCAGACCGUUAGAACUCGGGUUCCUGAUCAUCUGAGUUUGGUUCCUGAACUCAGACUGAAAGUGUUCAUGUAAAAUAAAAUGUUGACGUUAAA
Nothobranchius furzeri (turquoise killifish) is the source of this 1019-nucleotide messenger RNA. It is a transcript of the gene faap24, whose product is annotated as FA core complex associated protein 24. Gene Ontology annotation, biological process: interstrand cross-link repair. The record is from RefSeq and is a predicted model, not a curated record. NCBI's taxonomy places the organism in Eukaryota, Metazoa, Chordata, Actinopteri, Cyprinodontiformes, Nothobranchiidae. Gene Ontology annotation, cellular component: Fanconi anaemia nuclear complex. Gene Ontology annotation, molecular function: chromatin binding.